AUGGAGUUCUUACAUGAAGGCAAUUCGCUGUUCGUGGAUGAAGCAUACGAUGAGGCAUUGCAGAGCUAUACACGUGCACUAAAACAUCAGCAAGAGAAUGCAGAGGUUCUUUCUAAGCGCGCUGCUGUGUAUUUGAAGCUGCGCAAGUUGCACGAAGCCGAAGGCGACGCUUCGCAAGCAACUAAAUUGGAUCCAACCCUGUAUAUGGCGCAUUUGCGUCACGGCAUGGCUCAGUUUGAGCUUGAAAAGUAUGCAGAGGCCAAACAAUCGUUUCAGAACGGCAAAGAGGCGACGCCUCAGGUUAACGAAGCUCUAAUAAAGCGCUUUCAAACGUGGAUUCGCAAGUGUGAUGCCGAGCUUGACAGUGAAAAUGAGGCCGAUCUGAUCAUAUCGGAUGAUCCUGUGUCAGUGCAACGCUCAGCAGGAAGUGACUGUGGGGCUGCUGCAAUUGCGCCGUUACCCGCCAAGUCAGUGAUCCGCCAUGAUUGGUACCAGUCAAGUACCCAUGUGACACUCGCAAUUCUUCAGAAAAAUUUACCUCAAGAUGAUGUCGAAAUUACAAUCGAGCCAACGAGGCUUUUAGUCCGGAUCAAACUUGACAAUGACAUUGUCGAGGCUUACAACGAAGCUCUUUUCGAUGAAAUUGUCCCGGAUGAAAGUUCGUAUCAGGUUUUGAGCUCGAAGUUGGAAUUAAAACUUAAAAAGAAAAGCAUCGGCAUGCAUUGGGACAAGCUUGAAGAGGUUACGUACAAAUCAAGUACACAAGUACUAACAGGACCUGCUGCCGUUUUCGAGGCCAAACCAGAACAAGUGCCGCGUCCAUACGCUAGCAAUCGCGAUUGGAACAGAAUCGAAAAAACCAUCGGUGACGAGUUGGAGGCGGAAAAGCCAGAGGGUGAAGAGGCAAUGCAAAAGCUUUUCCGCGAUAUCUAUGCAAAGGCCGAUGAAAAUACUCGCAAGGCCAUGAACAAAUCUUUCCAAACAUCGGGAGGCACUGUAUUAUCAACAAACUGGAAAGAAGUAGCCGAAAAGGAUUAUGAGAAAGAACGAACAGCCCCAGACGGAAUGGAGUGGAAAAAAUGGGGAUAA
This is a messenger RNA of Plasmopara halstedii, 1089 nucleotides long. RefSeq names its product sgs-domain-containing protein. The transcript is spliced from 5 exons. NCBI's taxonomy places the organism in Eukaryota, Oomycota, Peronosporomycetes, Peronosporales, Peronosporaceae. Gene Ontology annotation, molecular function: protein-folding chaperone binding. Bases 1 to 1089 code for a protein of 362 amino acids. The record is from RefSeq and is a predicted model, not a curated record.